Molecule: messenger RNA, 1245 nt
Organism: Sclerotinia borealis F-4128
Lineage: Eukaryota; Fungi; Ascomycota; Leotiomycetes; Helotiales; Sclerotiniaceae
Source: the annotation of a GenBank genome assembly
AUGGGGAAAGAAACGUCUCAGCCCUAUAAGGCUGAUAUUUACGGACAUGAUUCAGAAGCUAGCAAUGCUGCUGCUUCUUCCUCUUCAUCCGCUGGUCUCCUUAGCCAUAUGGACCAAGAAUAUGCCGAGGAAGAUCUUCCGACUUACGAAGAAACAUCCUCAUCGGCACCUCUUUUUCCGCGGAUUGACAAUCCACCUGCCCACGGCGUCGGUUGGUACAUUCCUCCACCCGACCUUGCUUUCUCUUCGCACGACUAUAGUUCAUCCAAUUUCUGGACGAGGUUUCCAAAUUACUCUACAGAUCCCGAUGCUCUCCGCCACAUGAUACUCGAACAAGCUCAAUAUGCUCCAUCCUAUUAUGUGGAAUUAUCAGGGACUCACAAAGAGACCGAGCGUCGGCAUAAGAAAGAUUCGACCGAGACCAUUACCGAUUUUCACAUUCGUCUGAAUUUAACACAUUUACUCACGACCGGAAUAAGAACUGGUGGGAAACUGGAGAUCUUGCCGGAUAAUCAGAAAGGAUAUCGUGGAGGAAUAAUCAAAUCCUUCGAACCCUCUCUUUCUAAUGCCGAUAUAGAGUUGGGCUCGACUGGAGAUGAAUUACAAGCGUGGUGUCAUAAAUUCGUCUCGGAUCCAUCUAGCAUGAAGUCUUUUACGUUCGAGCGCAAAAUUAUAAAUCACGAUAAGAGUCAACUAGAGGAUCUCUUACGACGUAUCGUUAUAUCUUUGAAUUAUCGCGGUCAGGUUUACGUACAUUUUCCCACUACCCACAAACGAGUCAUUGUGUAUUCGCCUCACAUUAUAAACGAAUGGCGGAUGACCCCUUGGAUUCGCUGGUUCUUCUAUCUCACAUUCUUAUGGGUAUUAUCCUGGCCAAUCCUGUUUCUUAUUACUCGUCGCUACGAGGUUGUGAAAGCCAUAUAUCAAUACGCCGACCGACCCCCAGGAGUAAGUGUCUCAACACGAAAAGCAACCGUGCAAAGCGAGGCUGAAUUUGUUAAACACUGGGAAGCCGCAUUGAGAUCCGCAAUAUCGGGACGCAUGAUCAAAAAGAAUGCUUGUCUGGAUGAAGAUUAUAGAAUACAGAUAUUACAAGAUGAGGUCGCUAGGGGUCAACAAGCAGCACGUAUUCUACAGGGUACUACCGGUGACGCGUUCGCGGAUGGGGCUAUUGGAAUUAUGGCGGCCGCGACAACGUUGGUUGGAGAGUUUAACGAGACGAGGGGUUGGGGAUAUGAUUCUUAG